Manacus vitellinus (golden-collared manakin) is the source of this 1494-nucleotide messenger RNA. RefSeq names its product frizzled class receptor 8 (gene FZD8). The record is from RefSeq and is a predicted model, not a curated record. Gene Ontology annotation, molecular function: Wnt receptor activity; Wnt-protein binding. Gene Ontology annotation, cellular component: plasma membrane. Lineage: Eukaryota; Metazoa; Chordata; Aves; Passeriformes; Pipridae. The transcript has a single exon. Gene Ontology annotation, biological process: non-canonical Wnt signaling pathway; canonical Wnt signaling pathway. The annotation marks the transcript as partial.
UGCACCGUGGUCUUCCUGCUCGUCUACUUCUUCGGCAUGGCUAGCUCCAUCUGGUGGGUCAUCCUCUCCCUCACCUGGUUCCUGGCCGCCGGCAUGAAGUGGGGGAACGAGGCCAUCGCUGGCUACGCACAGUACUUCCACCUGGCCGCCUGGCUGCUCCCCAGCGUCAAGUCCAUUGCUGUGCUGGCGCUCAGUUCUGUGGACGGGGACCCCGUGGCUGGCAUCUGCUACGUGGGCAACCAGAGCCUGGAGAACUUGCGGGGCUUCGUGCUGGCACCGCUGCUCAUCUACUUGGCCAUCGGCUCCAUGUUCCUGCUCGCUGGCUUCGUCUCACUCUUCCGUAUCCGCAGUGUCAUCAAACAGCAGGGUGGCCCCACCAAGACCCAUAAGCUGGAGAAGCUGAUGAUACGCCUGGGACUCUUCACCGUGCUCUACACUGUGCCAGCUGCCAGCGUGGUCGCCUGCCUCUUCUACGAGCAGCACAACCGGCCACGCUGGGAGGCCACGCACAACUGUCCCUGCCUGCGUGACCAACAGCCUGACCAGGCCCGCCGCCCUGACUAUGCCGUCUUCAUGCUCAAGUACUUCAUGUGCCUGGUGGUGGGCAUCACCUCCGGCGUCUGGGUCUGGUCUGGCAAGACCCUUGAGUCCUGGAGAGCCCUCUGCACUCGCUGUUGCUGGGCCAGCAAAGGUGCUGCCGUGGCUGGGAGCGCAGGGGCAGGAGCAGGUGGGCAGGCAGCAAUCACCGCAGCAGGAGGACUUGGGGCUGGAGGUGGUGGCUCACUCUACAGUGAUGUCAGGCACUGCCAGCUCUGUCUCCUAUCCCAAGCAGAUGCCCCUGUCUCAAGUAUGAGGAGGGCAAAAGAGGCCAAAGGUUAGGGAUUGAGGGACACUGGCCUGUCUAAAAUGCCCCCUCACUGUUUGGUGCCAUUAAUGAACCCCUAAUGGUCCUUAUUAGCCACAGCUUGUAUAGAACAAUGCAGCUGGCAGAGGCCCCAGGCUCCAGCCCCCUCCUCCUUCCCCUCCAUUCAUAUGCAGGGAGCAUGUACUUCAAGGAGCCAGCUUAUUAUUUUGCUGGCAGAGGAGGGUAGAGGCUCACCCGUGUCUUACAGAGGGCAAGGCACAGCAGCUUCUGAGUCACUCUGGACUAACAGCAACUCUUUACUCAAGGGAGGGAGGGUCUUCCUCCCCCCAGUCCUGAGGUGGGAGUCUGCUGGGACUGCAGGUUUUUGAGAUGUUGAUGACCAGGCAAAUGCCUUACAAUAUAGACUGAAACAAAACAUGUCUUAAUUAUACACCCCAGCUAAAUACGGGUUUCCUACAUUAAAGGAUGUAUUUAUAUAAUUAUUUGUUACCUUGUACAGAUGUGUAAAAUAUGUAUAUAUCCAAAGCUAUACAGUCUGUAAAUUUUUUUGUAAAAAUGUUUAGAGGCUACCCCUGUAAGAGCAAAUAUGAGUAUUCUAUUUUGUCAAUAAAAUGACUUUUGAUAAAUGA